AUGAAUCGAAAACCAGGAUGGAUCGGGCUUCUUGUCUCACGCCUCGCCAACCGGAGGUUUGUCUUUGCCCUCGCCGUCUUGGCUGUCUGCGGUGCCAAGGGCGCACAUCUCCACAACCAUCGCUUUUCAGUGGCUCCAAAGCGCAUGGUGCUCUUCUUCUUCUCCUUCUUCACUCAAGACAUAUUACUUCUACUCCUCAUCAGGCUUCUGCUUAGCCACUGGACACCCAGCUCACCGGGCAGGCUACGAAUACUCAUUUCAGCUCUUACCACCUUUUUAAUAUCCUACAAUGUUUCACUCGGCAUCGUGUCCGUAUCAUUUUACCUUGUCGCAGGAUCCGAGAUUCACUGGCGCAACAUCGGCUUCGUUGCUGACCCGGCAGCGAGGACUGUUCUUCUCUCAGGGCUCGUGACCUUUGUCGUCGUUGUGUCGCUUGCCAUUUUUGCGAGCGCGGUACUUCAGGGUGCCUGCUAUGGACUCUUUGGAUGGGGAGCAGACAUUGUCAACUGGCCAUUCUCCUGCAUUGGACGGAAGCUGAGUCGCGUUCAAGGUGGCUACUAUCAACUUCCUCAACACAACGGUCACCGCUACACCAAGGACGACGACGAAAAGAGCUCCGGAGUAAGCGUCAAAUACAGCGAGAAGCCCAAGUCAUCAUCGCUUUCACGACCCCCGCUGAGAACCAAGUGCCUCUGGCGCGCCUUGCCGUACGUCGUCGUCUCGAUUCUCCUCGCAGCUCUUUUCAUUCUCUCAUUCUUGAGACCCAAGGAUUCUUCCCUGAUUUUCCUGUCAUGGACCAGCGGUCUUUUGCCCUUUGUCGACUUUGCAUCGACAUCACCAUUCCUGGACGAUCUACCCUCUUACUAUGGAAACGGCAUCCAGCGCAGCUGGGACACACGAACGGCCCUUAUCAAGUCAUCACCUUGCUCCUGGAUGCCAAAGGACUCGCCACUUGCCGGUUUUGAGGAUUGGUAUACCGACGAGACGCACUAUAGCGCGGCUGCCGACCCGCUCAAGAUAUCGAAUCUCGAUGAGCCCUUGCUGAAAGAGCUACGGGGGAAGCUAAAGGACAUUUCGAUUCGACACGUUGUCAUAAUCCUGUUGGAGAGUACCAGAAGCGAUGUGUUCCCCAUCAAGAAGGAUGGCUUGAUCUGGAACCGGUUCGCCGACACAUGGCCAGAUGGCAAACUCCCUCUAGAGGUCCAGGACAAGAUGGCCAGUCUCACACCGACUGCCAACUUCAUCACGGGUGACUAUGACGACGGAUUUGAACACGAAGAGAAAAAGAAACGUGGUGGAAUCCGCUUCACCAAUGCUCACACUGCUGGAACGUACACCCUCAAGAGCAUGGUUGGCACAGUUUGCGGCGUGGCGCCCCUGGUCGGUGACUUCAACCUCGAAUACAGUCAUCAUAUCUAUCAGCCCUGUCUUCCUCAUGUUUUUGAGGCCCUGAACAAGGCAGGAGACUCAAAGACGGAGCCGAAUGACAAGGAAUCGAGCUGGAAGUCUUAUUAUUUCCAGGCCGCCACCCUCGACUAUGACAACCAAAACAGCCUGAUGGCCGCUAUGGGCUUCCCUAAAGAACAUACCAUCGGUCGAGAGUACCUUCGAAGCCCGGCUGCAAAACAUGGCCCUGUCACGCUUCCCAAUAUCAACGAAUUCGCUUUCGAGGAGGACCCCCUUGAAGACUACAUCCGCGAUAUUUUUGUCGACGCCGGCAAGACAAACGACCGAGUCUUUCUUACUCACCUCACGAGCACCAGCCACCACCGCUUCCACUUGCCAGCAACCGAAAAGUACACCCAGAUGGCCAAGGGCCUCGACAUGAUGUCCCGUUACAUCAACACGGAGGGCUACGACGAUAGAUGGAUCCGCAAGAUCCUCAACCUACUUGACGAACAAGGAGUUGCCAACGAAACAUUGGUUAUGUUCCUCGGAGAUCACGGUGUCUCCCUCCCUGAAAACAACUUUGCCUCCCCAUACUACAACCCUAAUAUCGGCGUUGAUCACGUUCCUCUGGUUCUCUCGCACCCUCAACUACCGGCUUUCGACUCACACGGCGCUGUCCAAUCCUCUCAAGUUCUACCGACGAUCCUCGAUAUGCUUCUUGAAACUGGAUCCUUGAGUGAAGCGAGCCAAAAGGCUGCCGCGGAUCUCAUCCGCAACUACGAAGGGCAGUCUCUUUUGCGGGAACUGAAUGUGGUCAAUGAUCAUACUGGCCAAGGGCAAUGGCAAUUCACAGUCACCAACCCAGGCCGAGCAAUGCUCACUGUCCGUGACGCCCGUUAUCCCGAACGACAUCUCGUCGUGCCUGUCAUCGAGAACGUUGAGUGGCGAUUAAGCAACCUCACAUCCGAUCCUCAUGAACUCAACUCGGUACAAAACUUUGACUUCGUGUCAUUUUUGCAAGGCGUAGAAGAGAUGCAUGGUCGAGAGUGGGCGGAAUGGGUCGAGGAGGGCGCCUUUAUAACCCGGUGGUUCGUAAAGGAGAAUAGCAAACGCUGGCGUUUCGAUCAUAAGGGCUAA
Molecule: messenger RNA, 2526 nt
Organism: Fusarium keratoplasticum
Lineage: Eukaryota; Fungi; Ascomycota; Sordariomycetes; Hypocreales; Nectriaceae
Product: Sulfatase domain-containing protein
Exons: 1
Coding region: 1-2526 (841 amino acids)
Source: RefSeq, a predicted model, not a curated record